GGAAAUGGAUCUCCACCAGUAAAAAAGAAUCACCGUGGCCACCGUUCAGUUGUGCGCAUUACGCGUGAAUUGUCGGAACAGCCCUCUCCAUCGUCUGUCAGAGCGCCUGUCAGAGCACCGUGGCUGCCCGUCCGUCCGCUAAUGUGUCCCUCCCACUGAUCUUUUGCAGAUUGUAAUCUUAUCAGUGUCAAACCGUAGAUGCCCUCUCCUCUCGGACAUACCCUGCACGUCUUUGGAUGGCGUUCGUCCCCAAAAUUUGGAUGAAAAACGUUUGUUUUUAAGAAAACUUUUAUCAGCGACGGGAUUAGCUGCAUUUACAUGUGCGUUUGAAUGUGUGAUAAAAUGAACAUUGGUCACUGGUUUUGAAAAUCUCGACCAAAACAAGACAUGGAAUCUAAGUGCAAACAAAGAAGUCUUUUGUAUCUACUUUUCUUUGCAAUUUGCAUAGCCAACGUUUGCUUUUGUGCAAGAAGAUCAAAUGCUCGAAGGUCUGAUCGCCUGAGUCCUCCAUUAGACAUCCAGCUGGAGACAAUCAACUGCACUGCCUUCAGUGUACGAUGGAAGAUGCCCCGGAGACAUGUUAGCACCAUCACUGGAUAUAAGGUUUUCUACACAGAGAUGAAGAAUGGCCGUACAGUAGGGACCGCGUCUAUAAUGGAGGUGCCGCUCAGCUUGGACAUGCUGACUACUGGACAAUUUGAUGGACAAGCAAGCUUUGAUGUGGACAUCAGUAACCUGAAGGUGAACACUAACUACAGAGUCAGUGUUGGAGCAUAUGGCUGGGCAGGGGAGGGAAGACCCAGCAUGCCCAGAGACAUCGGCACUGCUUCACAGGAAAUGUGCAUGCCCCCUUCACCCCCCUCCAAGCCCACUGUCAUGGCCGUAUCCGACACAGAGCUGGCUCUAUCGUGGCAGCAAGGCGAGAGCGAUGGAAGCGCACCUGUUCUUCACUUCCUGGUGGCUUACAUCAGGCCUGAAAUGGACACAGAGUGGACAUACAUUCGUGAGCCCAUUGAGACUAACUCCAUGGUUCUGAAAGGGUUACUUCCAGAAACAGAGUACCAGUUUGUUGUCAGGGCGGUCAACAAACACGGAGUUAGCCCACCCAGCCCUAUCAACAAUCCCGUGCGCACGCUCGGUGCAUCAGAUGUUGGCAGCGGUGAUUAUGGGAGUUACAUCACAGAUCCUCGGGUCAAAGAUGAAGAUGGCUUUGACAUUGAUGACUCUGAUUAUGAUAUCUUCAUUGAAGAGUUGAAGCCAUUUCCGGGUAUAAGUCAGGACAACAGGAAGUCCCAACUGCGUUCACACUCUGGUCCCCCAUCUGGUCGAAAUGUUGUUUACCGUAUGAACACCAUGACUCCUCCAAAUGUUACAGCUGCACCAGUUUCCACCACCACAUCAUCCAUCUUUUCAGAGUUUACAGAUCUGCUUUUCCCAGUCACUUCACAGCCCAGUAGCACUCUUGAGACCAAAACUACUGCCCCACUCACCCCUACCAGCAUCCCUUUGUCGACCACCACUUCUACUACGACCACGUCCCCCUGGAAAGGCGAGGUACCUCGUGUGUACGACCUGAGCUGUGAUGAUACUGUGUGUCCGCCCGACAGCUUCUGUCUCACUGAUUACGAAAGCGGCGGUUCGCGCUGCCACUGCAACCUUGGACGAAGAGGGGACACGUGCUCUGAGGCGUUAUCAGUGAAGUUUCCCAGAUUCCAUGGCCACUCUCACAUGACCUUUGAACCCUUAAAAAACUCUUAUCAAACCUUUCAGAUUACUUUGGAGUUUAAGGCAGACUCUGAGGAUGGGUUGCUGCUGUACUGUGGAGAGAAUGAACAUGGCCGUGGAGACUUUACUUCUUUGGCUUUGGUUCGGGGGAAGCUUCAUUACAGGUUUAACUGUGGUACAGGAGCAGCUCAGAUAGUCAGUGAGAGCCGCAUUGUUCUCGGUCAGUGGCACACAGUAACUGUCUUCAGAGAUGGCAUGAGUGGCUGGCUCCGUAUGGACAACGACACACCCAUAUCCGGACGAUCACAGGGUCAGUAUAGUAAGAUCACCUUCCGCUCCCCAUUGCAUGUCGGUGGAUCUCCAAGCGCUUACUGGCUGGUCAAAGCGACAGGGACAAAUCGUGGCUUUGUUGGCUGCAUGCAGAGUCUGACCAUCAACAAUAAGGCUACAGACAUCAGGCCAUGGCCCCUGGGCAGUGCUCUGAGUGGAGCUGAUAUAGGUGAGUGCAGUGACAAUGUGUGUGACCUGGUCAGCUGUGCCAAUGGCGGAGUCUGCUUUGCAAAUCGUGCUGAUGGCUACAUCUGUCUGUGCCCAUUUGGCUUCAGAGGAGCACUUUGUGAAGAGAGUUUCUCACUGUCCUCGCCGCUCUUCAAUGAAACAGUGUUUUCAUAUGCCGUCAUCCCAUGGCCUCAGUCCUCACAGAGUUACCUGUCCUUCACUGAGUUUGAGGUGACGUUUCAGCCGUCAGCCCCUGAUGGAGUGCUGCUGUACAGUGAUGACGCAGGGAGCGGGGACUUCCUUGCUAUAAACCUGGUGGACAGAUAUGUAGAGUUCAGAUUUGACUGUGGCUCUGGAGGAGCUGUCAUAAGGAGUGAGGAGCAGAUCAGUUUGGACUCAUGGCAUGAGCUAAGAGUAUCACGUACAGCAAAGAGUGGUAUCCUCCAGGUGGACAGCCAAAGACCUAUGGAGGGGAUUGCUGAGGGAGCUUUCACUCAGAUCAACUGCAGCUCACCUCUCUAUAUUGGCGGCGUGCCAGAGUAUGAUAAAACCAAGCGGACAGCAGGUGUAAUAAAACCCUUCACUGGCAUUAUUCAGAAGCUAAUACUCAAUGAUCGCACCAUCCCUAUAACAACUGCAACUGCUGGUGGAGUUAAUGUAGCCAAUUCUGCACACCCAUGUGUGAAAAGUCCAUGUGCCAAUGGAGGAUCCUGCAGGCCAAAGUGGGAUGAAUAUGAGUGUGACUGCCCUCUAGGGUACGACGGCAGGCAUUGCCAGAAAGAGUGUGGGAAUUACUGUUUGAACACUGUUACUGAAGCCAUAGAGAUUCCACAGUUCAUCGGAAGAAGUUACCUGACCUAUGACAACAGAGAUAUCCUUAAAAGAGUAUCUGGGUCCAGAUCCAGCCUUUUCAUGCGCUUUAAGAGCACAGCUAAAGACGGAUUGUUGCUCUGGCGAGGAGACAGUCCAAUGAGACCCAACAGUGACUUCCUCUCUAUGGGUCUUCAAGAUGGCGCUCUCAUCUUCAGUUACAACCUGGGCAGUGGUGUAGCCAACAUUGUCAUCAACGGGACCUUUAGCGAUGGAAAGUGGCACAGAGUCAAAGCUGUGAGGGAUGGCCAGUCAGGAAAGCUGACUGUAGAUGACUACGGGGCAAAGACAGGCAGGGCGCCUGGUAAAAUGAGACAACUUAAUAUCAAUGGACCCUUAUAUGUUGGUGGCAUGAAGGAGAUAGCGCUUCACACAAACAGACAGUACAUUGGAGGCUUGGUGGGCUGCGUGUCCCACUUCACACUGUCCACGGACUAUCACUUAGCACUGGUGGAGGACGCUGCUGACGGCAAGAACAUCAAUACCUGUUCCAACUAGUGAAUGACUUCGGCAGAUUGAGAUUAAGAUAAGAUUUUCCAACCGAAUCAUCUGAUUUGUCAUCUUAAAGCUCACUUACCAGCAACAAAUCAGUAAAAACUUAAAUUAUAAUAUGUGGUUGUGUUUUUGUUUUUGUACCAAUUCAGAUCUGAUGACCCUGAGAGGAUUUUUAGAAAGCACAAGUACUUUGUGAAAAGAGGGAGAAAAAAGCAAAGUGUUAUGUUUGAUGAGGAUCUUUAAAAAAAAACAACCCUUUGAAGGACUUUUUCAUUGGAUGACUCUAUUUGUAUCUUUAUUUCUUUUCUUUUUUUCUACUGUAAAUCCUUAUUUGAUUGCUGGAAGAACCAAGUGAUCCAAGGGAUCAAAAGUCAUCAUGAACCUGACCUAGAACAGCGAGCAGAGAUAAACUUCUUUUAGAGGAUUUUGGUUUUGGUUCUAGGGGAUUUCUGUUGUCUUUGUUGUUGUGGCAUUUGUAUUCUUGUUCGUGAUGUCUUAUCAGUCUGUAGACAGAUAUUUUCUAAAAUCUGAUGGAUGUCAGUUUUUAACAACGUUUCUAGUUUUGGAGGGUAAAUACGUCAGCUACACAAAAUGUUGGUUUUAACUUUCUUCUUUUAGUUCACUUGGUCUUUCAUUUUGAUCUCCCAGACGUUAGUAACAUGAAAGUCUAACGUUGAUAUGGUGAGGCAGAUCAAAUCCUCAGUAAAUUAUGUGUGACAUACUGUUGCUGUCAUCUGACACAAACCACAGUGCUGUGGACAUCAGCCUUUGAAUUGUUGCUUGUAACUCUUGAUUAUAUUAUCAAAAUGAUUGAUCUCCUUAUUCUUCAUGCCUGAACUUUAUCCUUUAAAAGGGGCAUUCUGGGAAUACUCCAUUUGCAUCUUAUGAUCUAUUCUUGUGAUGGUCACUCCCACAAAACCAAGACACUGUUGUCAAAAAACACUGGUUUUCCCACGAGAGAUAUCCCCUUGUUUCAAAGAAAGUCUGUGAUGCUAAUCCUGGCGUUAUGAAAAGUGUUUCAAAAGAAGCAAAACUAAUGAAAUCACCAUGUGACUGUGAAUGUCAGCGGCAUCAGCUGACUUCAGCCUCAGAAUAAUUACAAUAGUUUGACUGUACAGAACAUGUAGUAUGUACCGGCUGACUUUAAAAGCUAAAUAACCAUAGAUCGUUGAAAAAUAUUAAUGUGUAUGAUCCCGGAUGCUGUGUCUAAAUGUCCAUUUAAAGCUUUAACUUUAAAUUGAUGCUGCCGUACUAGUCAGAUAGUGAGGGCAGGAAAUGUAAAAUCAGUCUUUAGGCCUGACCUGUGCAUAGCCAAAAUGAGAGAAGUAAGACGGACAUCGCGAAUGAAUGUGCACACAAAGAAAACGUACUACUCAAGCCUUAAUGUCUCCCUAAUUAUGUACUCCUGAAAAUGAAAGCAGACAAUUAAGUGCAUCAAAGAGGUGUGUCAAGAGGUCAUCCUUUGUUAUGUGACUAGAAACUGAUUGUUGGCGCUUUGGAAAGUAUGCUUAUUCGGGCUUGUAGACUUGUCCUAUUACAAGAUGAUGAAUUACGUAAAGUAAGCCUGUAUAUGUUUUGGUAUAUUGUGACACCCUCUAAAUAAAGUCCAGUCAAACAGAUUAAACAACUUUCUAGCCACUAA
Molecule: messenger RNA, 5230 nt
Organism: Maylandia zebra (zebra mbuna)
Lineage: Eukaryota; Metazoa; Chordata; Actinopteri; Cichliformes; Cichlidae
Gene: egflam
Product: EGF-like, fibronectin type III and laminin G domains
Molecular function (GO): protein binding; calcium ion binding
Source: RefSeq, a predicted model, not a curated record